GCUUCCAAGCUUGUCAUCUACUCUCCAACGAUACAACAUGAAGUGCAUCGCAGCCGUCGUUUUGCUCGCCCUUGUCGGCGUAGCUCUGGCGAAACCCCUCGAGACCGAGUCGAUCGAGCCGGCGAAGACGGAAUCGCUGGCGGUGGAAGCUGAAAAUGCGGCGAGGAACAAACGAGGGUUGCUGUUGGGUGCCGCGUACACCGCCCCCGUAGCCUACAGCGCCUACACAGCCCCUGUCGCCUAUACCGCCGCAGCCGCCUACAGUUAUCCCUACGCAGCCUACUCCAGCUACCCGUAUUACGCCGGAGCUUACUCCUCGCCCUACUACGUUCUGUAAACCUGUCUACAUCGACUGGCAUCCCCCACCAUCUUUAUCAACGACCGGACAACCCACCUAAGCACCGACGACUGCCACCGAUCUCGACCGAGCUCCGCCGCGAGCUCUACAAAAUUCGAGAUCGUGAUGCACGAUUGCAACACCACCGGAAGGAUGCUCGCACCGUUUCUUAUACAAUCAAACACGACA
Dufourea novaeangliae is the source of this 526-nucleotide messenger RNA. RefSeq lists its product as uncharacterized. Bases 38 to 337 code for a protein of 99 amino acids. The transcript is spliced from 2 exons. The record is from RefSeq and is a predicted model, not a curated record. Lineage: Eukaryota; Metazoa; Arthropoda; Insecta; Hymenoptera; Halictidae.